Molecule: messenger RNA, 968 nt
Organism: Stylophora pistillata
Lineage: Eukaryota; Metazoa; Cnidaria; Anthozoa; Scleractinia; Pocilloporidae
Product: dynein regulatory complex protein 8
Molecular function (GO): calcium ion binding
Source: RefSeq, a predicted model, not a curated record
CUGAAGAAAGCAAAAUGGCGAACGUUAGUUCACCAAACCUAAGUAAUGAGCCCGAAAGACCUGUCAUAGAGUCCUCCGAUUCGUCUGCUGCAGAGCUGCAAAAGAGGAUUUCAGAUUCUUUUGAUAUAUUUGAUCACGAAUCUAACAAAACUGUCGACGUUAGAGAGGUUGGGACGAUUGUAAGAUCACUGAGGUGUUGUCCUACUGAAGGAGAGCUUCAUGACAUUUUAGCUGAGGUGGAAGAGGAAGAACCAACAGGAUACAUAAGAUUUGAAAAAUUUGAACCUGUUAUGUUAAAAACUCUUCUGGAAAGAAGAUACAAACCAGCACCUGAAGACCAAAUAAUGAAAGCAUUUGAAGUUCUAGAUCAGGAAAACAAAGGCUACCUUACCACAGAAGAACUUACAAAAUAUAUGACUGAAGAAGGUGAACCUUUCACACAAGAGGAAAUAGAAGAAAUGCUUUCUGCUGCUGUUGACCCAGAUAAAGGGAUUAUAUUUUACAAGGAUUUUGUUUCAAUGAUGGUAGUAGAAGACUUGUAACUGGAUAGAAUCACAGAAAUUUUAUUCUUCUCUGCAUUGGUGCUUAUUUCUGUGUCAGUUUUGUAAAUAAAUAGAAACCGGAGUUAAGCACCUGCCUAAUGGGCCACUAGGCUCGUAAACAGACUUUACCUUUGUAAAUAAUUAUAACUUGGAAUUAAUUUAUGGUCUGAUACCAAAAAUCCUUUCCAAGUUUUUCACCUGAACAUGCAAUGGCAAUAAAUGUUAAAUUGAAUGAUCCAUGCCAGUAUACAUAGCUUAGACAACACAGUUUCAGCUUUUUUUUAAGUAUAAAUGAUACCAAAAGAAUUUUGUCUUGAAUGAAAGGAAAAUGUAGCUCUACUACAAGAUACAUUUUAAUCUGAUUAUGGUACUUAAGUUGUGUAUAUAUAUUUUGAAUUUGUAUUAAAAGUUACACUUUCAUUUACA